AUGUCAGCAGAGGACGGCGAAGACCGAGGGCGUCCGCCCCGCCGCCCCUCGGCCAAGUUGACCGUCGUGGUCGGGGACACCCACUUCUGCGAGGAGAAGACCUUUCUCGUUCAGAGCUGCGACUAUUUCCGAGCCCUGUACCGCUCCGGGAUGAAGGAGUGUCGGCAGGACGAGAUCCACCUCAAGUCCCUGCGCGCUCGAGGGUUCCUCAUCGCCUUGGCGGCGUUGCGCGGCGAGUUUCCCGACCUGGACGGCGACGACAUCGUCGAAGCCAUCGAAUGCGCCGCUUUCUUGCAGGCGGCGCCACUCGCCAAGCGUCUCGUUGACCUCAUUGACUCGGACAACUGCCUGCUGAUGUAUCACACCGCCGCCACCUUCGGCCUGGCGGACGUCUACCGCGCCGCCGCGCUGUUCAUCCGAAACGUGUACGGCGACCUGGAGGCGGAGGCCAAGGAAUCCCUGACGCCGGAUCUGAUCUCCUACGUGGAGUCUUUGACCCCGAGUGCUUUCGUGGCCGUGGGCACUCACGCGACCUGCGGUGCGGACGAAACGGUGCACGCCGCCUCCAGGACGGUCUGCUACCUGGACGAAACCGCCAACAACUGGAAGGUACUAACGGAUCUUCCGCCAGAGGCCAGCACCUCCAUGGCCGGCGUGACCGUCUUAGACAACAGGCUCUACAUCGUCGGGGGAGUUCACGGACUUCGCAAGCAAGUCGCGGACUCGUGUUUCUGCUACAGCGUCGACAGCAACAGCUGGAGCCGGAUCCCCAGCCCGGCGCAGCCGCGGUACGACCUCAGCCUGCUGGGCGCGGACGGCCGUCUCUACGCCAUCGGAGGAGAGUACGAGCGUACGCCGAUGUCGUCCGUGGAGACGUACGACGUGGAGGCCGGGAGGUGGGGGUUCGCCGCGCACCUCCCUCGGCCGGCGGCGGGAGCGGCGUGCUCCAAAGCCGCGGGCCGGAUAUUCGCGUGCUUGUGGAAGCCGAUGGAGACCACGGAAAUCUACGAGUACGUCUCGGGGGCGGACGAGUGGCGGCCGGUCACCACGCUGAUCCGCCGGCAGAGCUACGGCCACUGCAUGGUCGGCCACAGGGACGACCUGUACGUGGUGAGGAACGGGCCGUCGGACGACUUCCUGAGAUGCCUCAUGGACUGUUACAAUCUGACCUCGGGCCAGUGGUCGUCUCUGCCCGGGCACUUCGCCAACAGCAGAGGCUCGCUGUUCACGGCGGUGGUGAGGGGCGACUCGGUGCUCACGCUCAACAGGAGCGCCACUCAGGAGUUCGCCGUCGCCGGCAAGACCUGGAAGCCCCGACGGCAGAUGAAAGGGUUCCCCAGGAGCGGAUCCGUGUGGACGUUUCUGCUCCGGCUGCCGGACGCUCUCGCGCCGCAGUGA
This is a messenger RNA of Cyclopterus lumpus (lumpfish), 1398 nucleotides long. Its product is annotated as kelch repeat and BTB domain-containing protein 13. NCBI's taxonomy places the organism in Eukaryota, Metazoa, Chordata, Actinopteri, Perciformes, Cyclopteridae. The coding region runs from base 1 to 1398 and encodes 465 amino acids. Gene Ontology annotation, molecular function: protein binding. The record is from RefSeq and is a predicted model, not a curated record. The transcript has a single exon.